Messenger RNA from Drosophila kikkawai, 2614 nucleotides. Its product is annotated as shootin-1. Gene Ontology annotation, biological process: neuron projection morphogenesis; positive regulation of neuron migration. Gene Ontology annotation, cellular component: cytoplasm; cell leading edge; axonal growth cone. The record is from RefSeq and is a predicted model, not a curated record. Lineage: Eukaryota; Metazoa; Arthropoda; Insecta; Diptera; Drosophilidae.
AACUUUCGGCAGGCAUUCCAAAUGCUUUCGGCCAACUUCUGUAGAAUUUUGUACCCAAGAGCAGGACCUGCUGAGGCAAAAGAUCACAAGAGCAGAGAACAGGGAGCAGAAGCUGAAGCACAGCCCUGAUGGGCAGAAGGACAGGGACAUUAGAGCAAGGGGCGGGCAAGCGCCAGGCAAAGCAAGAUAAAACCGAAAUCAAGAAGAAAUUGUAAACAGCAAAUAAUAAAAACGAAAAGUAAACAUGCAAAGCGUUUUAAUGUGGGCUCAUCAAUUUCAAGGCAUGCCGUGCAGCACACCCACCCAUCCAAGCUUCCCCCAUAUACAACACACACACACCUCACUCCAGUGCAUCCAAAACUCAAAACACACUCAUCAUUUGGUGAUGGCCGAGCAUUAGUUCCAUUUGCAUCACUUAGCUUAAGAAGAGGUUAAGGACUUUGGCUUUAAGGCGAAACGCAAUAGAUCUGGUGCAAGAUGGAGAGACGCGGACGCAUACCAGUGGCCAAGUUCCGCACCCAGGAGGCCAAGACGCGCAGCCGGAGUCGAGUGCGGGAGCCGGACUACAACGAGCAGGACCCCGAGCACGAUAUGUUCACGCUGCUGGAGGAUAACAUAGCUCUGCGAGAGGAGAACAAGGCGCUCAAGCUGGAGAUUGAGACGCAUAAAACCACACAGGAGGAGCAACAGACUCAGCACGAAAAGCUGUGCGCCCAGCUGGAAAGUUUACAGCAGCACCAGACCAACUUUGAGACCCAAAUCAAGGAGAUGAGCUCCAAGUUCAGCAAGGCUCUGAACGAGAGAAACGCCCUGGACAAGCUGCACAAAAUGAAGGUCGAUCAGAUACACAAUCUCACAAGCGAACUGGAGCAUAUGCGCGAGAAGCAGACGACGGUUCAGGCCCCUCUAAUUAGUCCUCGCACCGUUUUUGGAUCCGUGGAACUCAAACGAAAGCUGUUCAAAAUCCUGCAGCAGGGCAGCACGGACAGUGGCGACAGUGUCGGCGGCACUCAAGAUCUGGAUAGCCUUGUGGAUGUGAAUUCGGAUGAGGUGCCCAUCACCAGUGGCCUGGUGGAACGUCUGGCCGAUGAGUUCCUCACCCUGAAAAAUGCCACCAAUGCCGUGGAGCUGCAACUGUACGAGGCCAACGAGAAGAUGGCCGAACUGCUGGAGCAGCAACAUUCAUGGGAGGAGGAGAACGAAUCCCUUCGCACGGAGAACAGCAACCUCACGAAAGUGGCCAAGCUGCUCACCGAAAACAUGAAGGAGAGUGUGGAAACCAGCCAGAAGAUGGAGGCAGCUCUGAUCAAGCUGAAGCAGCGCAAUGACGAGCUGACAGCAAAGACUCGGGAUCUGACCGACGGGCAGCAGGCGGGAUCAAGGGUCAGCACAUCGUCGAGCGUGCUCAACGAGCAGGCAGAGUUCGAGCAGAUCCAGGAUCAGGUGCAGCAGCAGGCGAGGGAGCACAAUGAGCGCAUCGUAGAAAUGCAAAGUCUAAUGGAUGCGGCUAUUGCCAAAACUACUAACGAUGAACUAAAAAAAUUACAACUUAAGUUGGAGAUCCUCGAGGAGCAGCUGCGCGAGGCUCACAUGCGGGCCGACCGUGCCGAGGAGAAGCUGGCCCACUUAGAGCAAAAGUCCGAGCAAAAGGCGCUGGCUGCUCCACCACCGCCGCCACCUCCUCCUCCUCCUCCGCAACUUAACUCUAAAUCCAGUGCGGCGGCAGCUGGCGGCGGCAGCUUCAGCGACCACAUUGCAGGGCACAGUUUGCGGAAAGGCAGCGCUGACAAGAUCAUUGAGAACGUGAAGCAUCAGGUACAGGCCGAGGCGGCUACAGGUCUUGACGCUCUGAUGCGAGAGUUCAAGUCGGGUGGCGUGACCCUGCGGAGGCGCAACCGUCGCAAAACGGGCACCAGCGAGGCCCUUAAGGAGAUGUUCCAAGUGCUAGAGAUAAGUCAGAAGCAGAACCGCAACUCUAAGAUCUGCGUUGACCUGCAUUCGAGCCGUGGCGUUGAUGUCUAAGUCCUGUUUGUGUUCCAGCUUCUGCUCCCUCUGCUCUCUUACACUUUGGUCUCAAAUCUCAGGACUCCGCUGAUGUCCCUGAACAACAACGAACAUUCCGUGCAUUUUCAAACUGUAUUAUUAUUAUGUGCCUUCAUUUCGAUGGGGAGAAUCAAAAGCCAUUUUAAAAUUUACUAAGCUUAAGGUCCUACUUUCAGGACGAAUCUAAAGGAGAUGGAAAAACAUAGACGUUUUUUGGUUUAUACAUAUAUUCUAUAUAGAAACUAGGGAUGUGCAUAUAUCGGCCCAAGAGGUCUGUCCUAUUUUUUAUAUAUUCAACUUUAAAAUAUUAAAUAAUAUUGCAUUUAUCGUUAAAUAAUAGAUAUUAUCGAAAAAUAUCCGAAAAUUUGAUCAACGUUUCUCUUUCCGGUCUUCUUGAGGGAUAUUAUGAUUUUAGUCACUGAAAAGUCAUUUCUGACCUCAUAAGUCAUAUAUAUUCACAGGCAUGUCUAUCUAGCUAUCGCGGGAAGAAACAAAUUUGUUCGCCUUUUUCAAAAUUGCCAAAAAUUGACAAAUUUUAAUUUUUGAAAAUAUUAAAUUCAGUAUGCAGAUU